Molecule: messenger RNA, 967 nt
Organism: Spirometra erinaceieuropaei
Lineage: Eukaryota; Metazoa; Platyhelminthes; Cestoda; Diphyllobothriidea; Diphyllobothriidae
Source: the annotation of a GenBank genome assembly
AUGAGUGACCGCAAGGCUGUCGUGAAGAAUGCCGACAUGACGGAGGAGAUGCAGCAGGAUGCGGUAGAUCUGGCUUCAGCGGCUCUGGAAAAGUACAACAUUGAGAAAGAUAUCGCCUCCUACAUAAAGAAGGAGUUUGACAAGAAAUACAAUCCCACUUGGCACUGCAUUGUGGGCCGGAACUUCGGCAGGUGGGUCUUACCGCUUUUAUUGGGGUUAACAGGGGCUAGACUUUUAACCUGCAGUUCUUCGCCCUCUCGUAGUGCACACCCACGGUUAAUAUUUGCUAAGAAAGGCAACGUUGUGGUAUCUAACCGCCCUCUCGAAAAGUCCGUAGUGAGUUACAAACCUAACGUCAACCAUACCCCCAAAUGGGAAAUUUCCAACCCGUAGGCAUUUAUGGAAGACUCGGAUGCAACCUUAACCCUACACCAAGCCCUGAAACCCUAGCCCAAUCCACAACCCUAAAUCCAAACCAUAGCCUAAGCUUGGCAAUUCAAGUCCCAAAAAUAACCCAACUAACGCCAAUUCUAACCGUUGUCAAAACCCUGACCUUGAGUCCAAAUUUAGUGUCAAUAACGCCAUUGGUGGUCAAAAUCCUCUUCCCGUAUAAACCUUUCGCGACCUACUGCCGGGUAAACCUUUAUGAAGUACACCUAACUAAGAAGGAUAAGAUUGCAAACUUUUGACCAAUCACCCAGGGGGGUUAAAUACUCUACCUUUACCGCUAGAAAUUUUGUAAAGUAAGCAGAGGAAGACCAGUGCAUCCGGACAUAAGGUGGUUCUAGCUACUGAGCGCGAAACGAAAUGCUUUCUGACCAAGUGACCUUCUUUGCGAAUUUAGACUGCUCACAUUCUUACGCAUCUACAAAAUUUCUUCUAUUUUAGCUAUGUUACUCACGAAACCAAGCACUUCAUCUACUUCUAUCUGGGUCAGGUGGCAAUCCUCCUCUUCAAGUCUGGUUAA